This is a messenger RNA of Rasamsonia emersonii CBS 393.64, 444 nucleotides long. RefSeq lists its product as uncharacterized. The coding region runs from base 1 to 444 and encodes 147 amino acids. NCBI's taxonomy places the organism in Eukaryota, Fungi, Ascomycota, Eurotiomycetes, Eurotiales, Trichocomaceae. The record is from RefSeq and is a predicted model, not a curated record. The transcript is spliced from 3 exons.
AUGGACCUGUUCUUUCGUUCGUCUCUCUCUUUAGUUAAGGACUUGAAUACAGUGAUUUUAGAGAUAUCUAUAAAGACUACAAAGAAAAUCCUGAACAAUGGUCGACUAAAAGAGUGGGAUGAUAUUAUGCAAGAUUACUCCGUCAUUGCAAGGGGAUCCCACUCAUCAUUGUCGAUGAUGACGAGUCAAGAGAAUUUCCACGGUGCUAACCACGCCAGACUAGACAGUGCUUUACUGGCAAGAAGAAAGAAAGAAGGAGAAAGAGAAAGAAGAAAGAACGAUAUUAUCCGCAAAAUGGUUUUCUUUCUGUACGGAAUAGACUCGCAUGUGCUGCAUAUGGACGAGAUCACGAGAUCACCGCUGAAGCCUACGGCUUGGCAUCCAAAACUUGCACGACACGACUUUCUUCCAACUCCCGUAUCUGGACUAUCACAAAGCGCUUGA